UCCAAACAUUUUGGUGUCUAAAACUGGAUGAUCGGUUUCUACGGUAUUUCAAUGGCUGGCAAGACUUCAUUUCCUCCACCCUUCAUAUAGCCUUCCCUACCACACCAUUGUCUUCUAUAAGCAGCCCUUGGGUAAUUCCAAGGUGAGUUCAACAAUGGCGAACCUUCUAAGAGCCUCGGGCUGCGGCUUUUUUCUUUUCUUCGCUUUUCUUUUCUCUACUACAUUCUUCACAACUCCCUCUUCCGCCUUAACCGACACUGAGGUUUUCGUCAUCACGCGUCGCCAGCUCCUCACGCUCAAGGAAUUCGACGAUCUCCCCGAGGAUCACGAGCACAACGUCGAUGUUAAGUUGACAUUCGCUAACCCGAGGCUGAAGAACGCGUAUGUCGCUCUUCAGGCUUGGAAAAAGGCUAUGUAUUCUGAUCCGUAUAACACGACUAAGAAUUGGGUCGGGUCUAAUGUGUGCGCCUAUAACGGUGUGUUUUGCGCUCCUGCGCUGGAUGACCCGAAAUUGAACGUUGUGGCCGGUAUUGAUAUUAACUCGGCCGAUAUUGCGGGGUAUCUUCCACCGGAACUCGGGCUGUUGACAGAUCUUGCAUUGUUUCAUAUUAAUACCAACAGGUUUUGUGGAAUUGUGCCGGAGAGUUUCUGUAAGCUUAAACUUAUGCACGAGUUCGAUAUCAGUAACAAUCGGUUUGUUGCUGGUUUCCCUAAGGUUAUUCUAUGUUGGCCGGACGUGAAGUACGUCGACAUCAGAUUUAAUAAUUUUGAAGGAUGUUUACCUCCGGGGAUCUUUGAGAUGACACUCGACGCAUUGAUGCUCAAUAAUAACAGAUUUACUUGCAACAUUCCUGACACAAUUGGAAACUCCACAGUUUCUAUUGUGCUUUUCGCUAACAACAAUUUCACAGGGUGUAUUCCACACAGCAUUGGAAAGAUGUCGAACUUGAACGAGGUUCUUUUCAGUGAUAACAGCCUCAGCGGCUGUUUCCCAGCGGAGAUCGGACUUUUGACGAACGCAACUGUUCUUGAUUGCAGUAGCAAUAAGUUCGUCGGAAACUUGGCCGCGAGCUUCUCGGGAUUGAAAAGUGUGGAGGAAUUGAACCUUGCAAACAAUAGGCUGACAGGAUUUGUGGGAGAGGGUAUUUGUAGCUUGCCGAGCUUGACAAAUUUUACAUUCUCAUCUAAUUAUUUCAAGGGAGAGGCUAAAUCAUGUAUGGCACCAAUAAGGAAAGAUCUUAUUGUGGAUGAUAGAAAUAAUUGUUUGACUGACAGGCCAUUCCAGAAAUCUGCCAGGGCAUGUUAUCCGGUGUUGAAACGGACGGUGGAUUGUAGCAAGGACAAGUGUGCCGGUGGAGGCCAUUCACCUCCGUCGUCUCAUAAACCACCAUCACCUUCCACACCCUCAGUCCCUACACCAUCAACACCAACUGUGCCGACACCGUCGACGCCAUCCACCCCUUCAACACCCACCGUGCCAACACCAUCACCACCAUCAACACCCACUGAGCCAACACCAUCACCACCAUCAACACCCACUGAGCCAACACCAUCACCACCAUCAACACCCACUGUGCCAACACCAUCACCACCAUCAACACCCACUGUGCCAACACCAUCAACGCCAACACCAACACCAACACCACCAACACCUUCUACACCCACCGUACCAACACCAUCAACGCCUACAACACCAACAUCGUCACCGUCACCGUCACCAUCUCCUCCAGAAGAGGAAGAGCCAACUCCUGAAGCACCAUCUUCAGAGCCGUUUAAUCCUAGUCCAGGAGGAAAAGGAGAGUCACCAGCACCAACACCAUCACCUGAAUACAACUCACCUGAGCCAUCACCAUCACCUGAAUAUAACCCACCAGAGUCAUCACCGUCACCGUCACCUGAGUAUAACUCACCAGAAGAAUCACCAAGCCCAUCAUCAGAGCCAAGCUCACCUCUACCUUCACCAACACCUUCUUAUACACCUACAUAUCCUCCACCAACUCCUGAACAGUCUCCACCACCACCAACCCAAUCACCACCACCACCGACCCCAUCACCUCCUCCACCAGUACAAUCCCCACCUCCACCAGUCUACUCACCUCCACCACCAGUGAACUCUCCACCUCCUCCAGUAUACUCUCCCCCACCACCAGUAUACUCACCUCCACCACCUUCCCCACCUCCACCAGUCCAUUCCCCACCACCACCAUCUCCACCACCUCCAGUCCCCUCACCCCCACCACCAUCUCCUCCACCUCCAGUUCACUCUCCUCCUCCACCAGUCUACUCACCUCCACCACCUUCACCACCACCACCAGUUCACUCACCUCCACCACCUUCACCACCACCACCUUCCCCACCACCACCAGUACAUUCUCCACCUCCUCCAGUCCACUCUCCACCACCACCAGUACAUUCACCACCUCCACCAGUACAUUCCCCACCCCCACCAGUCCACUCUCCACCACCACCAGUACAUUCCCCACCACCACCAGUACAUUCUCCACCACCACCAGUCCGGUCACCACCACCACCAGUACAUUCCCCACCACCACCAGUACAUUCUCCACCACCACCAGUCCGGUCUCCACCACCACCAGUAUACUCAUCACCACCCCCGCCAGUGUACUCACCACCCCCACCAGUUCACUCACCGCCUCCACCAGUACACUCUCCACCACCACCCAAGGCAUCUCCUCCUCCUCCUACUCCUACUAUUGCACCUCCACCACCGGACGACUUCGUACUCCCACCAAACAUCGGAUUCCAAUACUCGUCGCCGCCUCCACCCAUGUUCCCAGGCUACUAAUUGAUAUAUCAUUAAUUUUUUUUGUAGUUCCGAAAAGUUAUAUAUACACAGCCAAAAACUCUCCUAUCAUUUGAUGAACUUCCUAACCAGGAAAUGUAAUGCUUUUUUUACAUUUGCCACUCUUUUAUAGAAUGGAAGUUCUUGCUUGUUAUUCGAUUUUUAUUAAUUAGACAUUUGUAUUUCAUUGCUCA
This is a messenger RNA of Mercurialis annua (annual mercury), 2997 nucleotides long. Its product is annotated as pollen-specific leucine-rich repeat extensin-like protein 3. The transcript has a single exon. Bases 155 to 2806 code for a protein of 883 amino acids. The record is from RefSeq and is a predicted model, not a curated record. Gene Ontology annotation, molecular function: protein binding. Lineage: Eukaryota; Viridiplantae; Streptophyta; Magnoliopsida; Malpighiales; Euphorbiaceae.